CCGUUUAUCUGCCGUUAGGAGGCGCUGGGUUGGUUUGCUGAUCUGCCACGUCACCUUCCAACUCGUCACUGCAUAAAUAGAAAAGAUGGCUGCCUCCAUCCGGGAAAAACAGACAGCUGCCUUGAAGCGGAUGCUGAACUUCAAUACCCCACCACUGAAAAACACAACAGCUGAACCAGUAUGGAAGGUCCUUAUUUAUGAUCGCUUUGGCCAAGAUAUCAUCUCUCCCCUUCUAUCUGUGAAAGAGCUAAGAGACAUGGGAAUCACUCUUCACCUUUUAUUGCACUCGGAUAGAGAUCCCAUUCCAGAUGUCCCUGCAAUUUAUUUUGUUAUGCCCACAGAGGAGAAUAUAGAUAGGAUAUGUCAAGACCUUCGGAACCAACUCUAUGAGUCCUACUACCUGAACUUCAUCUCCGCAAUCUCCAGAAGCAAGCUAGAAGAUAUAGCAAGUGCAGCUCUUGCAGCAAAUGCUGUGAACCAGGUGACCAAAGUUUUUGAUCAGUAUUUGAACUUUAUCACACUAGAGGAUGACAUGUUUGUCCUCUGCAAUCAAAACAAAGAACAGAUCUCCUAUCAUGCAAUCAACAAACCAGAUAUCAUGGACACAGAUAUGGAGGUUAUAAUGGACACUAUUGUCGACAGCCUCUUCUGCUUUUUUGUUACUCUUGGUGCUGUCCCAAUAAUCCGAUGUCCAAGAGGGAAUGCGGCUGAAAUGGUUGCUGUGAAACUUGACAAGAAGUUAAGAGAGAAUUUGCGAGAUGCUCGCAACAGCCUCUUCACUGGAGAUACCAUGGGUGCUGGCCAGUUCAGUUUCCAGAGGCCACUAUUUGUUCUUGCUGACCGUAACCUGGAUCUUGCCACCCCACUCCACCACACUUGGACCUACCAAGCCCUCAUUCAUGAUGUCCUGGACUUUCACCUGAACAGAGUAACUUUGGAAGAGUCACUAGGGUCAGAAGCUGGGGCUCGACCCAAAAAGAAGACCAAGAAGAGCUAUGAUCUCACUGCUGCUGACCAGUUUUGGCAGAAACACAAAGGAAGCCCAUUCCCUGAGGUGGCAGAAUCAGUGCAGGAAGAACUGGACAAGUACAGAGCUCAAGAAGAUGAGGUCAAACGACUCAAGAGCAUCAUGGGCUUAGAAGGAGAGGAUGAGGGAGCCAUUAGCAUGUUGUCAGACAACACUGCCAAACUUACCUCAGCUGUCAGUUCUCUACCUGAGCUCUUGGAGAAGAAAAGACUGAUUGACCUUCACACCAAUGUUGCCACAGCAGUUUUGGACCAUAUUAAGUCUCGGAAGCUGGACGUGUACUUUGAGUAUGAGGAGAAACUGAUGAGCAAGUCCACUCUGGACAAGUCCCUCCUGGACAUCAUCACUGACCCUGAUGCUGGAACACCAGAGGAUAAGAUGAGACUUUUCUUGAUCUUCUACAUCACUGCCCAGCAACCCCCAUCUGAGACAUUUUCUUCAUCUCAGGGAGAUCUUGAGCAAUAUAAAAAGGCUUUGAUUGACGCUGGCUGUGACCUCUCCCCCUUGAACUACAUAAAGCAAUGGAAAGCUUUCACAAAGAUGGCUACUACACCAGCCAAUUAUGGCAACAGUGGAGUAAAACCAAUGGGCCUUUUCUCCAGGGUGAUGAAUACUGGCUCACAAUUUGUUAUGGAAGGGGUGAAGAAUCUGGUCUUGAAACAACAUAAUUUGCCAGUUACUCGGAUCUUGGACAACUUGAUGGACAUGAAAUCAAAUCCGGAGACAGAUGAUUAUAGGUACUUUGACCCAAAGAUGCUUCGCGGAAGUGAAAGCUCUAUUCCAAGGAAUAAGAACCCCUUCCAGGAGGCAAUUGUCUUUGUCGUUGGUGGGGGCAAUUAUAUAGAAUAUCAGAAUCUUGUUGACUACACAAAGGCCAAGCAGGGGAAAAGGGUGAUGUAUGGUUGCAGUGAGUUGUUCAGUGCAGCUCAGUUCAUGAAACAGCUCUCUCAGCUGGGUCAAAAGUAGGACAAACUCUGAAAUACUCCCACUCUCCACUUUCUCCUGCUUUCAAAUCCACAAUGAAGACCUCUCCAUUUGUACACCGUUGCCCUUCUAACUAUAGAAUUACUGAUAUUCUGUGUACUUUAUAAAGUUUAACUUAAAUCACUUAACUCUCAACAAUAAAGUUUUAAGUCUUAAAAGAAACUGAAUCCCAGUUUUAAUGCA
Molecule: messenger RNA, 2194 nt
Organism: Electrophorus electricus (electric eel)
Lineage: Eukaryota; Metazoa; Chordata; Actinopteri; Gymnotiformes; Gymnotidae
Gene: scfd1
Product: sec1 family domain containing 1
Biological process (GO): vesicle-mediated transport
Source: RefSeq, a predicted model, not a curated record